CAGACACCAGUGCUUCUGUCCGUCCCUCCCCCAGCCAGGGCUGCCUGGGGGAAAGAGCAGUUCUGGGUGCCCACAACCCCGGCAUCCCAGCCCACCACAAGGUGGAGAGGCCAGGUGGGCGAGGUGGGCGGGGAGCAGAGAGAAGGGGCCGACCAGCCCUCGGUCCAGGGGCUCGGAGCCCCCACGACUCGGCUUCCGUCUCCACUUCCCUUUCUGUCUGCUGGCUGCCGCCGUGAACCACAGCACAACAGCAGCAUGAGCUCACCUCAGGCGGGUCCAGGCGCCUCCUAAGACCAUGCUGCUCCUUGUGGCCCUGAUGUCCUCGCUGCUGGGCGGGUCCGGAGCCUGGCUGCACGGUUACAAGAUUACUGUGGAGAGGUCGGUGACCGUGCAGGAGGGCCUGUGCAUCCUCGUGCCCUGCACCUUCUCCUACCCUGAGGACUCCCAGAACUUUUACCCAGUGUAUGGCUACUGGUUCAAAGAACCAACCAACACAGAGUCUGGAAAUCCCGUGGCCACGAACCGCCCAGACAAAGAUCUGCUCCCAAGCGCGGAAGGCCGAUUCCGGCUGGAGGGGGAUCCCCGCGAAAAGAACUGCGCCCUGCUGAUCAGAGACGCACAGCGGAGGGACCAGGGGCCGUACUUCUUCCGGGUGGAGAAGGGCAUUGCAGUGAGAUACAAUUUCAAGGAAAACAAGGUCUUGCUAACAGUGACAGGCCUGACUCAGAAGCCGGAUGUCUUCGUUCCUGAGAUCUUGGUGGCCGGGCAGCCCGUGACAGCGCUCUGCGUGUUUAACUGGACCUCCGAGCAAUGUCCAGUCCCUGCCUUCUCCUGGGCAGGGUCCGCCCUGGACUGGGAAGGAAUCCGGGUACCAGGCGCCCCCUACUCCUUGCUCAGGCUCACACCAGGCCCCCAGGACCAGGACUCUGAGCUCACCUGCCGAGUGGACUUAAGGCGUGGCCUGAACGCUCAGAGGACAGUCAGGCUGAGCGUGACCUAUUCCCCCCAACAUCCUGUGAUCAGCAUUUCCCAGGACAACGGGGCAGCCCAGGAGAUGCAAGAAAAUAUCCCAUACGUGGAAGUCCACAAGGACCAGCUCGUCUGGCUCCUCUGUGAUGCUGACAGCCGGCCCCCUGCCACACUGACCUGGGAGCUGGGGGGCAGAGUCGUUUCUGAGUCCCCUCCCUCAGGACCCAGACCCCUAAGGCUGGAGCUGCCCAGGGUGAAGCCUGAGGAUGCGGGGCGCUACACCUGCCUAGCGGAGAGCAGCCUGGGCUCCAAGCACCGCACCCUGGACCUCUCAGUGCAGUAUCCUCCUGAGGACCUGAGAGUGACGGUUACCCAAGCAAACAGCACAGUCCUGGAAAUCCUGGGGAACGGCACCUCCCUGCCUGUCCUGGAGGGCCAGAGCCUGCGCCUGGUGUGCAUCACCCACAGCAAGCCCCCAGCCACAUUGAACUGGAUCUUGGGGACACAGGCUCUGAAUCCCUCCUGGCUGACCGCCCCUGGGGUCCUGGAGCUGUCCCGGGUGCAGCUGGAGCAUGAAGGGGAAGUCACCUGCCAUGCGGAGAACCCACUGGGCUCCCACAGUGUCUCUCUGCGCCUCUCUGUGCACUAUGCCCCCCAGGUGCUGGGCCCCACGUGCUCCUGGGAGGCCGCGGGUCUGCACUGCAGCUGCUGGUCCAGGGCCCGGCCAGCCCCGUCCCUGCGCUGGUGGCUCGGGCAGGGACUGCUGGAGGGGAACAGCAGCAACGCCUCCUUCAUGGUCACCUCUAGUGCCUCCGGGCCCUGGGCCAACAGCUCCCUGAGCCUCCCAGCGGGGCUGAGUUCCGGCCUCAGGCUCAGCUGCGAGGCACAGAAUGUGCAUGGGGUGCACAGCGCCACUGUUCUGCUGCUGCCAGACGAGACGCCCAGCUCCACUGCCUUCUCCAGGGGAGUGCUCGUGGGAGUCUGCAGCACGGCUCUCCUUUCCCUCUGCCUCAUCUUCCUCCUCAUGAAGGUGCGGAGGACCACACACUCCCAGGUGGCCACCCCGGAGCCCAAGUUCUCCCGGAGCAGCACCAUCCUGGAUUACAUCAAUGUGGUCCCGAAAGCUGGGGCCCUGGCUCGGAAUCGGAAGGCCAAGCCAAGCAACCCUUCUCAGACCCUCUCUCGGGAAACUCACUCCCCACUCCCGGAGAAGAACCGAGCAGAACAACCUGUGGUUUCCCUUGGCUCCCCAGAGCCCAAGCCAUACGCGGGCCCCCCAGACUCUGAGAUCAGCCCUGACGGGCUCCACUAUGCUAUUGUCAACUUCCCAGGCCGCAGACCAUGGGACACCCAGCCGCCCAAGGGUACCCAAGAAGAGUAUGCAGAAAUCAAGUUCUACCAGGGAUCUUCUGAGCUUUAGACUUGGGCCUCAGCUGGGAAAAAAGGGUAAUAAAUAGGU
Octodon degus (degu) is the source of this 2428-nucleotide messenger RNA. RefSeq names its product sialic acid binding Ig like lectin 10 (gene Siglec10). The transcript has 11 exons. Gene Ontology annotation, molecular function: sialic acid binding. Gene Ontology annotation, cellular component: plasma membrane. Gene Ontology annotation, biological process: cell adhesion. The coding region runs from base 296 to 2389 and encodes 697 amino acids. The record is from RefSeq and is a predicted model, not a curated record. NCBI's taxonomy places the organism in Eukaryota, Metazoa, Chordata, Mammalia, Rodentia, Octodontidae.